Messenger RNA from Misgurnus anguillicaudatus (oriental weatherfish), 1747 nucleotides. NCBI's taxonomy places the organism in Eukaryota, Metazoa, Chordata, Actinopteri, Cypriniformes, Cobitidae. The record is from RefSeq and is a predicted model, not a curated record.
GUUUGCGUCACGACUCCGCCCAUUAGCCACAGCCAUAUGUUUGUUCACGAGUUGCGAUUUAGUGAUAGUCUGUGUGUGAGUGUUUAUAGAGACAGAUGAACACCGUGAAGAACAACAGACAUCAGCUACACACAACAACAGACGUUGAUCAUCACAGAACCAUGAAGAGGAUCAGCUCACUGUUCUCAACACUACAGGAGAAACUACACAAAGCUACUGAAACAUCCAUCGCAUCAUCCAAAGGCACAACAUCCAAACAUGCGGCGCCCUCAGGCUUUGACCGGAGUCACACGGGUCAGCUCUUCUUCGAGUAUCUGCUGGUGGUCAGUCUGAAGAAGAAGAGAGGUGGUGAAGGUUAUGAACCUCAUAUCACCUAUCAGUUCCCAAAGCGUGAGGUGAUGGGACGUCUACAGCGUGAGGAAGAGGAGCGAUGCAUGAAGGCUGUUCAUCUCUUCUGCUUUCCUGAAGGCAUCAACUGGGCUCCUCUGACACAAUACCGCAGUGAAACUUUCUCAUUCGUUCUGACUGAAGUGGACGGCAGUCGGAGAAACGGUUACUGCAGGAGAUUACUGCCGAAUGGAGCAGGUGCUCGUAUCCCUGAAGCGUACUGUAUCAUCAGUCAUGUGGCCUGCUUCGGACUCUUCUCAAAGAUCUUUGAUGAGGUGGAGAAGAGAAGACAGAUCUCAAAGGCGAUGAUCUAUCCGUUCAUGCAGAGUCUGCGGGAGUCUCCUCUUCCAGCUCCUGGAAAGACAGUCAAGAUCACCAGCUUCAUUCCAGAGUAUGGGACAGAGGUCAUCAGUUUAACUCGACCGGCCGACUCUUGGCUAGAACACGUGGACUUUCAAACGCUCUUCAGCUGUCUAACGGAUGAAGAGGUGCUGCUGGUUUUUGCCGCUGUUGUAUUGGAACGACGAAUCAUCUUCAUCUCAGAGGAGCUCAGCACACUGUCACAGGUUCUUCACGCCGUGGCCGCUCUCUUGUAUCCGUUCGUAUGGCAGCACACGUUCAUCUCCACUGUUCCUAAAGUUCUGAUUGAUGUGUGUUGUGCACCGACGCCGUAUCUGCUGGGGGUUCAGAAGAACAUGCUGGACCUCAUCACAGAUCACAGUGAUCUGCUGAUUGUCGACCUGUCAACUAAAGCCAAAACAAAAUUCGUAGCAAGAAUAGGAGAUGAGGAGUCUAUCUUGCCAGCUAAACUCAAGGAGGAAGUCUUGCUUGCCCUCUCAGCACGCAAACACAACGCCUCAGGCACAGAUGAAGUAAACCGGCUGGUGUCAGAGGCGUUCCUCCAGGUCUUCCUCAAAACUGUCGGGCAUUUCUCACAACACUUCAAGCGUUGCGGGAACGGCCGUCAGUUCCAGAAGAAAUCUUUCCUGAAAGCCGUGGAGCCCAAAACUCACCUCAACUUUGUUAAACUCUUCAUCCAGACGCAGAUGUUUGAUCUGUUUAUACGACAGGAGGAGGAGACGAUGAAGUCAAACCCUAACGGAUUUUUUCAUAGUAAAGUGUUGGAGUAUCAAGAGAGAAGAAAGCGAGAGAAGACAAAGACAUUUAUUCGAGGUUUUGUUGUGUGACCGUGUUUCAUGAUGUGAAUAUAUCUUGUGUUUAUUGUUAGCUGAUAUCAUCUGUUACACUCUUUGUUAUAUUAACACAUACAGACAUCAUGUUAUAAGCUGAAGGAAUUUAUUUUUAUGUUGUUAUUUGUUUUGUAAUGAAUGUUUAUUUAAUAAAAUAUACACUGAAGUCA